UAUAUACCAUCUCCAACACACUAAAAAGGUUUUUUGUCGCAUAGUAAUCAACAUGUUCUACUAAACUCUCACUAAUAGCUAGCUACUAUAUAGCCUACACUACUCAGUUCAAACUCCAGGAGGCAUGUCCUGCCCUACUCUGCAAUAUAUGCCUUCCUCUCCACCUCUUCUUCCUCCACAAUGCCACCUCCAGCACUCUCCUGACAACGCUGUGGGAACUUCUCCAUUCUAUCUCUCUCUUCCUGGCCUCUGUGUCCAGCUCCUCCUUGGCCCGGUCCACCUCCCUCUUUGCUCUCUCCAUCUCUUCCACCAGUGGCAGUAUCUGGCUCCU
Geodia barretti is the source of this 331-nucleotide messenger RNA. The record is from the annotation of a GenBank genome assembly. Lineage: Eukaryota; Metazoa; Porifera; Demospongiae; Tetractinellida; Geodiidae.